AUGACUUUAGCAGUUCGAAUGCUUGUAUAUGGAGUGGCAGCAAAUGCAGUUGAUGAUUACGUGCGAAUUGAGGAAAGCACAACAAUUGAAAGUUUGAAACACUUUUGCAAUUCAAUUGUUGAAAUCUUUGGACCUGAAUAUUUUAGAUCUCCAUCACCAACUGAUAUUGCUAGAUUACUUGCUAUUGGGGAGGUUCGUGGGUUUCCGGUAGCUUCUUAUGACUUGUGGAUUUGGCAUGCGUUUUUUGGAAUGCCUAGAUCACACAAUGACUUGAAUGUCUUGGAUCGUUCACCCUUAUUUUCUGAUCUUGCCCAAGGGAAAGCUCCGCCUACUAAUUUCACAGUUAAUGGACACACUUACAAUAUGGGUUAUUACCUUGCUAAUGGUAUAUACCCUCCAUGGGCAACAUUGGUGCAGACGAUCUCUUCUCUCCAAGGAGCAAUGAAGCAACAUUUUUCUAUGAUGCAAGAGUCAGCAAAGAAGGAUGCAGAGCAGACUAGCAUUAUAUUGCACAAUAUGAUUGUCGAGGAUGAGAGAGACUCCUAUCUUGAUUUGGAUUAUGAAAUAUCAUCAAGCAUCUCUGUAGUAGUACUGUCUACUGCCAGUAACAAUGCCUCUGAAUUGUUUAUAUCCUGUCAUUUAGGUAUUAGAGAUAAGAAUACAUAUCAUGCCCUCCGCAAUGAUUUAAUUGAACAUAUGUGA
Camellia sinensis is the source of this 702-nucleotide messenger RNA. The record is from RefSeq and is a predicted model, not a curated record. Lineage: Eukaryota; Viridiplantae; Streptophyta; Magnoliopsida; Ericales; Theaceae.